Nilaparvata lugens (brown planthopper) is the source of this 3027-nucleotide messenger RNA. RefSeq names its product ets DNA-binding protein pokkuri. NCBI's taxonomy places the organism in Eukaryota, Metazoa, Arthropoda, Insecta, Hemiptera, Delphacidae. The transcript has 11 exons. Bases 521 to 1834 code for a protein of 437 amino acids. Gene Ontology annotation, cellular component: nucleus. Gene Ontology annotation, molecular function: sequence-specific DNA binding; DNA-binding transcription factor activity, RNA polymerase II-specific. The record is from RefSeq and is a predicted model, not a curated record. Gene Ontology annotation, biological process: cell differentiation; regulation of transcription by RNA polymerase II.
GUCGCUCGCUCGGUUGCCACCCCGGCUACUAGUAUUGAUACGCGUUCGUUCACCGACUAGUUUUCUUCUAGUUACCCUUCGUAGGAUCCAACUGAUUAAAUAAUCUGUUACUUAUUAUUUCACAUCUAGUCGUACGAAUUUAUGCGUUUCGUGAAUCAUAGAAAAAUAAUUUAUUAUUAGAAAAUGUAUUUGUUGAAAUUUAUUUGAGAAAUAGCAUCUCAUAUAAGGGAGGUUACAGUAGUGGAAAAUCAAAUAGCAAGAAACUUCCGUUAAGAGUUCUUUCUGUUUACUUAACAAUUGGUUAAGUUGAGUUCUCCGUGUCAUUUGAUGGUUUACAAAUAAUUGAAAGCAAUAUAAUAUGAUAAUAAACUGAUUGAAAACUCUAGAAUCCACAUAAUGAAUAGUGUCGUGCUAAUUGUAAAGACAAUGUGUUGAAAGAAACAUUACAAUAUUGUGGUGAUAGUCACUUUUAAAUUUUUGAAAACAUCAUGAACGACAGUGGUAUAAUUGCUGAACGGCAAUGCUGAGUCUACCUAUAAGUUCGCAGCAGCAUCAUGCGUCCAACAGCAGCACCAAUAGCAGCAACGGCAAUCAGCAGCUGCUGAGUGUCUCUCCAAGGCGCGAUGCUGAUAGGAGACCUCACACAAUUGCUGACGAGGAACGAGUUUUCAGAUCUGAGGCUGGGAGUAUAAACUGCAAACAACCGCUGCAUGCUCUUCUGUCUCUUCAUUCCGAUAGAAACUCCUUGUCACCUCCCCAUCAAGGAGAUGGGUCAAUAUUCGACUACAGACAUAACCCACACCAAGACUCGUGGCUUCAUGAUGGUAGUAGCUGUGAGUCUUCAGAUGGAAGUGAGACCUACAGCACAGGAACUGCGACUACUUCAACACCAGUUGAUCUGCAACAGCAUCAGAAUCACCAAGAGUUGAGCUCUCCAAAUUCACAGUUGAGAUGUUCCAAUUCAACUCUGUCACCGGUUUGUUCGGUGAAGGUGGAAUCGCUGCCCGCUGAUGACUGCUGUGCAAGAACCCCGGCCUUACUCUACUCAUCUCACUUCAACAACCCCCACCACAACAAUGACAGUGACAACAAUGGCAUCAGAAUACCACCAACCACCGCUCAUUAUCAAGCAACCAGUGAUGUAAGCAGUGGCAAUAACGGUGUGCGUUUUCCACCAUCUUCAUCCGUAGCUUCAAACCUUCUACUAGGCAACAGUCCCAGGUGUACCUCAUCCUUUUUCGGAUUCCAUUCUAAUAAUAGUGCAAGGAACCAGAACUCAAGUUCAUCAUCCUCUUACAAUCACAUAUCUGUGAAGAAGGAGCCAGGAGACUUUGUACUCUGCUAUGAAGGAAACGGCUUGGAUUAUCACAGAUCAACGCAGCAGCAACAUCAAUUAUCGGCUAUUUCCUACUUGACAUCUUCCAAUCACCAGAUAAGAGAAUCUAAAUCAUCAGUGACAGUGUCCAGCGAUGACUAUAAACAGAGCGGCGGCGGCGGCUCGUGGAACAGCGAGGGUGGCACAGUGGUGUACUCGGGUGGAUCAACGCAACAGCGUCGGGGAUCUCUGCAGCUGUGGCAGUUUCUGGUCGCACUGCUCGACGACCCCGCCAAUGCGUCCUGCAUCAUUUGGACAGGCCGCGGCAUGGAGUUCAAACUGGUCGAACCCGAAGAGGUGGCACGUAGGUGGGGUGUGCAAAAGAAUAGACCCGCAAUGAAUUACGAUAAGCUGUCUCGGUCACUGAGAUACUACUAUGAGAAAGGAAUCAUGCAGAAGGUUGCAGGUAGGCUAAGUACAAUUUAUAAUAACUUACUGCAUUGUUUAGUAUUAGAAUGAAUCUAGCCAAACAUUGCAAAAACUAAUGAUUUCAUAUUAUUUUCUUUAUUAUAAAGGUAUAACAUUAUCAGAGUGAGGGGGUGCAUGACCUUCCCUUUUCAGCUCAAGUUAAAAAGGCUAAUGUUUACUUCUUCACAUCUUCAACUCAAUUAAUAUGAUUGUGUGAAUAAUGAAAACAUAGAAUUGCCUUCGGAGACUGAGAUCUGUAAUAUGCCUGAUGAAGUUGAUAUAUUUUUUGUAAUUGGAGAUUUCAUAUUUGGAAAAUAUUUAAAAAUGCAUCUUUAUUUAAAUAUUUUCCAAAUAUGAAAUCUGGAAUCGACACAGUACCUAUAUAAGAAUCAAGAGAUGAAUAUUUUAUUAUUUUCACAGUAGAUAUCUAUUUUGAGCACGGAGAGGAAUCCAUUGUCAAAAUGAUGCGCGAGCUAGUAGUAGCAAUGAGUAGCAAUAGAUAGUAAAGUAUAUACUAUAAUCUAAAGUAAGUAAACACUGAGUAUAUUCUAUAAACUAUAUAAGAGAAAAAAUACUGAUUGACAGUCAGCUUGCACUGCAAACUUUUCAUCACUUUGAACUCAGCGUGAUCUCUCUAGUUUUCGAGACAUCUCUGCUCCAACAAGCAAGCGUAGUGUAUUGCGCAUUUCUAUACUAUAAUAUCUCAUUUUAUCUGUAGUAGUCUUGAAAUGACAAAGAUGUUGCAAUUAUUUAAAUGCUAAUGAUUCAACAAUUUUAUUAUCAAACGAAUCGGGAAUGUUCCCGGGCUGACAAAUAAUUGUUGAAUAGUAGCGCUCAUGGAAUUUCCAUCUAGCUGUUUACCCUGUUGUCAAUAUUUGUAGUAGCAGAAGUCUUCGGGGUGAAUUACAGUAUUUAAUUUGGAUUUUCGUUUGAUAAUAAAAUGUUUAAUUUCAUAGCAAGAAAUCUUUUUUAUUGCGAAUGAUGCUCAGCUUUUUUGCUUGAGCGUGGGUAAUAAAAAGUGCGAGGAUGAUUCGAUGAGAUGAUCAAACUCCCAUGCCUACCGGCGGGAUGGAAAUUCACGACCACGUAGUGCUAGCAGACUGAAAGCUACAACACCUAGUCGUCAUACAAUUUCUAGCCGGCAAAAUCUAGAUUUACAAUGUAUGCUAAUUAGAUUCCUUGGUUCGUUUGUUCGGAUUUUUCAUUCAAUUUAAGUAUUCACGAUAACUUUAUGUAAGAGGGUG